UCAUUUACAGGAUGUUCGCUUGACCAAAUACAUUACGGUUGCUUGAUAAAAGAAUCAGUAUGCAGAUGUGGAUUUGGUUGUAAAAAUGAAUACAAGUACAGGACGAGAAGAAUCUGUAUAAAUGCUUUACGAUCGGCAUGGCUUCAAGUGAAAUCCUAUUAUAAUACACCUAUUGAAACUUCUAGACUUUGGAGAUCAAAUAAGCCCCUGUCUAUGUCUGCUUUCAAAAACUAUCUUCAACUUAACAAUUUCAUAUUCUGGAUUAAGUCACAUAUUUUUGUUUUUAUUAAUACAUCUUAUUUAGUGAACAGAACACACGAUUGCUAUAAGUCAUGCGUUCACGGCGUUUGCAUCCCAACUGAUGCGGGAUACGUCUGCAAUUGUAACGGCACUAACCACUAUGGAGACCAUUGUGAAAAAGCUUGUCCAGGAAUUGAAGCAAAUGGCGAGAACAUCCCAAGAGUCUGUGGCUCUUAAUAUGAAAAAUGAUACAUCU
Molecule: messenger RNA, 496 nt
Organism: Papilio machaon (common yellow swallowtail)
Lineage: Eukaryota; Metazoa; Arthropoda; Insecta; Lepidoptera; Papilionidae
Exons: 3
Source: RefSeq, a predicted model, not a curated record